Anopheles arabiensis is the source of this 4086-nucleotide messenger RNA. It is a transcript of the gene IP3K1, whose product is annotated as inositol-trisphosphate 3-kinase A. Gene Ontology annotation, cellular component: nucleus; cytoplasm. The record is from RefSeq and is a predicted model, not a curated record. NCBI's taxonomy places the organism in Eukaryota, Metazoa, Arthropoda, Insecta, Diptera, Culicidae. Gene Ontology annotation, biological process: inositol phosphate biosynthetic process. Bases 1990 to 3153 code for a protein of 387 amino acids. The transcript is spliced from 4 exons. Gene Ontology annotation, molecular function: inositol-1,4,5-trisphosphate 3-kinase activity; inositol tetrakisphosphate kinase activity.
CGUUCCGCCGAUCCGAGCGGACGCGCGCGCGCUCAACUCCCUUUACAGCAGACACGCAGCAGCCGCAGUAGUGUUGCUUCACGGUUUGUGUUCUCAGUUGCUGACGCCCUGAUCUAUCGCUACCUUUGCAGUGCGGCACAAACCGAAAUAAUCACCACGUAACGUAAAUAAAAACGUUCAAGUGAAGGAAACAGCGAUAGGAGGAGAAUUUAAAAAAAAAACGCACACACACCCCAGAGCUCUAGUUUAUCAGCACAUUUCCUGGGUCAAGCGCCGAAAAGCAGCUACGGCACGCACACAGCCACAUUUUCUUUCACUUUUCGUUUCGCCCUUUUGUCGACUUUCUUGCGUAGUUUAAAAAAGGUGCGUACGCACUCCGGUGCGCUUAAAACGCGUUUGCCGUAAAUUGUGAAUGCCGCGUGUGUGAUGUUCGCGAAGUUAUGAACCGUGGCGAAGUGGAGCCGGAAACUGCAGAUAGCGUAAAAUAAAAAGCCAUCAUCGGUAAGCUGCCUUGCUGCUGCCGUGCCGAGGCCGCUGGUGCUCUUCAGUGCGAAACGGCGUGUAAAAUAAAGACCAACGAAAGCGGUAAUAUAGCGACCGUUUUAAAGCCAAAAAAAGAAGCCUACAUCGUGUGUGCGUCAAAGAGAGAGAGCGCAAAAAACAGUGCAUUUAAAAAAAACGGAUGAAAUAAGUCAUCCAAAUCCAACCAACAAGUGACGGGAAAGCAGUUUCAUUUUCACCAGUUUUCCCCUCCGAAGUGUCGCCUGUGUGCUGCAGUUUUUGUUGGGAAGGCGUGGAGGGACUAACGGUGAAGCAAAAAGAGAGUGAAAGUGUCCGUGUGUCCGCAACGCGGGCAAGACGCGGGUGACAAAACCCCGAGCGGGUGGUGAAGUGAACGACGCGACGCGAAUGUGGUGAUGCCCUUAUUGCCACCUUUGGCCAGCGUGCUUGUACAGCCACCGUAGGUUGCACCCGGGCGGCAAUAAAACAGAGGGAGUGUUGUGUAUUUGCGUACGGCGUGUACCAAUAGUGUGGCGCGCAAAUGAAAGGAUAAUAGUUGUGUUUUGCCGCGGCCCUUUUCGUGUUGUGCUACACCAAAUAGUGCUGAUUACACAAUUAAUAUUAAUUAAGCAAAUGCAAAUGCAGCCCGCCCAACAGCGCGACCAGCGGUGGAAGUAAAGGUGCCCAUCGUUGCUACCGGGAGGAGAAGAUCUCCCUGGGCUGUGUUUAGACCGCCCUUUGGAGGGCGCGUGUGUGUGUCGGUGAUCGUUAGUGUGCUGGGUGGUGGUGGUUUCUGUUUUGGUGGAAAAAUAUUUACCCUCACAUUAGGGUGCCCUCGAUCCAACACACAGCAGUGGACUAAACCGGGUGAAAAACAAAAACAUAAAUCUUUUUUUUCUGCGGAGGAGCUUGCGCCGCUGCUUUGAAGUUCGACUCGCGGUGCCUCGGCAACAUUGCGCAAAAGAUAGAGUAAAAGGGUUAGGGCGGUCCCUUGUUUGUUUGCAUCUUGCACUCGCUCACACAUCUAAACCUAAACGGAGGCAUCUCCCUUUAGCGCGCGCGAGCGUCGUAAACAGUUGCAGCUGGAGACAGGUACAUGCAAACCCUGUUAGCUGUGUAACACGGUCAAAGGAAACCAGUUUCACCGUUCUGUUCUCACCCGGGGCUAAUACUAUUCCCCCCCGACCCCUACACACUACGGGUGGGGCACUUCGUCUACUACUCCAAGCUAACGAGAGCACGGUCAACUACCGCCCCCAUUUGCACAUUCCACAAUCGGCUGCAAACAAAAACAACUCCUUUUCUGGGGGGGCUUGGCUGCUGCCUACAUUCCUGGCGGAGCACAUUCUGCCGGCAUCGUUUAACAAAAUAAAAGCAACGCUCGACAAGCUCCACGAGACACACCGGGCAGGCAGUACGAGUACAACGUAAAAGAAACGGAAGAAACGCCGUCGUGAAGCUCAGCAAAGCGUUGUUGACAGGCACGGUAUGACUUCUUCCAUAUUUCUCACCAUGGCAGGAUGGACUAGUGACAAGUUUCGUCUCUCCUGUAUCGACAACAAUGGCCUCAAGCGCACCCUGCUGAAGAUGCUGAUACUGGACAAUGGCACGAAAAAUUCGAACAUUGAAGCAGAACGUACCGCGACGGAGUAUCUGGUCGACCAGGGUGUGCCGACGACCAAUGCCAACAAAUCGCUGCUCAGCUUUCUCGCAAUCAACGCUCUCGAGCUAAGUGCACCCGCCAGUCCCGUCCUGCUAGAAUGUAACGCUCCAACCGUUCCUCCCGGCUGGCUGCAGCUGUCCGGCCAUCCAAAAAGCAUCGCCCCUCUAGCCAAUGGGAUCGUACGGAAGCGCAUCUCCGGCCCGAACGACACCGAACUGCUCGCCUACCGCCAGCUGAUGGUGGACCCGCACGCCAUCAAGGUAGUGCCCAAGUUCCUGGGCGUGCAUCAAGUCGCGGGCGAGCAUUUCAUCGAUCUGCACAACAUGCUGCACGGCUUCACCGAACCGAACGUGAUGGACAUCAAGAUGGGCUUCCGAACGUUCACCGAGAGCGAGGUGAGCAACACCGCGCUGCGGGAAGAUCUGUACCAAAAGAUGAUCGCCGUCGACCCGUCCGCACCGAGCGCUGACGAGCACGCCCGGCAAGCGAUCACCAAGCUGCGCUACAUGCAGUUCCGCGAGAACAUGUCCUCCACGCAGGAGAAAGGGUUCCGCAUCGAGGCGCUCCGGAUGCGCGGCUGCUCGCCCGUCACAGACCUGAAGACGAUCAAAACCGACCACCAGAUACGCACCACCAUCGGGCACUUUGUCAAUGGGCGGCGCAGCAUCGCGAAGGACAUCCUGAAGCGGCUGCGGCAGAUGCGCACGCUGAUCGAAAAGUCGGAGUUCUUCCAGCGCCACCAGGUGCUCGGCAGCAGCGUGUUCAUCGUGUACGACGACCACCAGGUGGGCGUGUGGCUGAUCGACUUUGCCAAGGCGCUGCCGCUGCCGCCCGGCACCAAGGUGACGCACCGGCGCCGCUGGCAGAUGGGCAACUGUGAGGAGGGCCUGCUGCACGGGUUCGACGAGCUGAUCCGCACGAUGGAGGCGGUACAGCAGCAGGCGCAGCACUCCUCGGUCCGGCAUCAGUCGCGUGCGACGGACGUUUAAGCCGCCGGGGGAAGGCGCAUAGAAUUUGUUUUAGUCGAAUCUUAAAAGGGCGUCUUUCUGUUAGGGCUGGUCCCUUCUUGCCGCGUGUCAAGGCGUGAAGCUAGUCAUCAAUAUAUGUUGUGUUAAAGCAGGGAAGUAGGGGAGUUUUUUUUCUAUAGAUUGCACCCCCAUUGUCCCCGAGAGUCGCAAUGUGUGGGGGAAACGGACAGGGAUAGAUGAGGAUAUGUAAGGAAGGAGGAAAGGGGGAUCUACGGGAUGAUCAUUAAAAGACUGAACCCUCGCCGCAAAGAACAGCGAUACAAUGUGAGCGGAACCAACCGAACCAAACGAUCGCGAUUGGGAAAAUAAGAUGUCCCCAGCCGAUCCGUACCGGGCAACCAUGGAACACGCUCAUCCCGUGCAUGCGUUUAGUGGCACCGUUUUGCGGUUUUUGGUUUGCGCAAAGGUAUCAUGUUCUUUGAAGAAUGUAACAUUGUUCCAUAUUGGAAAAAUAAGCAAGCUUAUAGAGUUUAAAUGUGAUGAUGAUGUAUGUCGAAAUAAAACGGAGAGCUAGAAGAAGCAAGGGGAAGCGUGAAAUAACAACCCCGCGUAAACGUAGAUCGUAACUAGUUGCGUUCAGCUUGUAGGAAACUGUCAAUACACUAUAGCUACUCUAACUAAUAUGUACUACUACUACUACUAUUACUACUACUACUGCUCCUUACUGAAAAGCAAAUCUCUUCCUCCUAACCAAUCAAACCAGCCAACAGAGUUCCGUUCUGCAUACUCUACUCAUUACUAACGGCAACUAUUUAAGCUUCCAGGUUUGCAUAGCCAAAUAGCAAAAGAACGCGCAUGUUAAUAUAUCCACUAUAAGCUGGCAGACCAUUGCAUAUUACCUUGUUUAUUAUUUAAUGUGUUAAAACGUUUAAAUUAAUAAAAUAUUGAAAUCAA